Molecule: messenger RNA, 2419 nt
Organism: Ciona intestinalis (vase tunicate)
Lineage: Eukaryota; Metazoa; Chordata; Ascidiacea; Phlebobranchia; Cionidae
Source: RefSeq, a predicted model, not a curated record
UAUUAAAACACCUAUGUGUUUGCAGAAAUUCAUACUAUAACAGUGGUGGAUUUCUAAAAUCCCAUAAUGACUGAAGAAGCCAAGCUUAUCGUGGAGCUUUUAAACAAAGAACCAUUCAAAAAGAAUGUGAACUUGAUAUCGUUUCAUUCGUAUGGUCCUGAACAACUGUUGCAGCUGCUAAACGAUGUAUUGGCAACUAUUGACCCUUCACAAUCAGGAGAUAUUAGAGAUGAAGCUUCAGAUGCACGGACACAGCGCACUCUUGGCUGCUUGAAAAAUUUAAAGUACACCCCACCACCCAAUGCUGAUGUUUCAAGCUUUCGACAAGGGAUUGUGCUUGGAGAUAAACCUGUCAUUAACCCCAUUCUUGUGUAUUUGCUGACCAAUUUGGACGUGUUAAAAACAAGAGCGUAUCUGGCAAAGUAUUUGGUAAAACUUGGAGUUCCAGAUGAACUGCUGCACGAUUCCUCGGAUUUUGCGAUGCAGGAAUCAUGGACAAAGUAUUGCGAGCUCCAGGAACAUUUUCAUCAGAUGCACAGGGAGCUCACGGACUUGAAAAAACAGAGUCAUGGGACUUCAGAGGUGAAGACGGACAUUAAGACGAUGGAGGAAGAAAAAGAGAAUCUUAUGAGGAAAGUGGAGAGAGUUAGGAAGAAGGCUGAAGGUACUCCGGACUUUGCUGAUAGCUUGCAGAUCGCUCAAAGGAUGAGGAAAGAAAAGGAGCGAGGAGAGGACAUCCAGAAGAAGAUUCAGCAGCAGAGGAGGUUGAUGCAGUCAGCGGAGCAAACUUUGCAGAGGAAGAAGCAGCAGGUGUAUGAGAUGAAGCAGGGAGGAGCAAAUUCAUCUCCUGAGUCAUUGAUUUCACGGAUGCAGGAAGAUAAUCGAUUGAAUGAGUACCUAGUGUCUGAGAAGCUGCCAAAAGAAAUUGAAACUUUAAAGAAAAAUGUUAGUGAUCUGCAAAGAGUUGCUAUGGAACCAGCAAUCUCACAGCAAGAUUUGCAUCGAAUUGAAGAUGAAAUAGAAGAUGCUACAUCAAAGAUUAACAGACUUGUUGAGAAAAAGAUGGUGCAUGGCAAUCCUGCAAAAGACAAGCUUGCUCUGUUUAGGCAACAGGCGUCUAUAUUGUCGCACAAGAAGGAAACUCUUGCUGAAACAGUGCAGAGUAAGAGGGAAGAGGUUGAUCAAUUGGAAAAUGAGCUGAGACAGAAGAGAGCGACACUUCAGGAGCUUGGCGGGGAAGUGUUAAAGGGAGACGAUUACAAGAAGUUUAUCAUUGGACUUCGUACAAAGAGUAAUCAAUAUAAGAGCAACAGAGCUGAGCUGGCAGAGUUAAGAUCUGAAAUGGGAGUUUUGGUACGAACUGAAACUAUUCUACAAAAACUGAAUGAUCAGUCACAAAGGAAGUUAAACGUGUUGGAAAAUAAAAGAGGAGUGUCGGGCUUCCGUGAUACACAGGAUGAGUUGGAGAAGGUAUCAGCCAUGAAGAGUGACUUUGAUGAGGCAAAACAUCGAACUUUAGAUGAUAUGUCGGACAUGGUGCAUCAACUCAAUUCUGUGAUACAAGAUAAGAAGAAUCUGCUUGCACCUGUUAUUAAAGAGCUGCGACCAAUGCGUCAAAGGUGCCAGGAAAUAAUGACAGAGUAUAAUGAAAAGAAGUCCCAUUAUGACAGUGUUGCCGCUGGUUUGGAAUCAAAUCGUUCACAGCUGGAACAUGCUGUGGCAGCACUGAGAGAGGAAUGCAUGAACCAUGAUAGUAGGUUUCAUUACAUACAGAGCAUGAACAAAAUCCUGCAGGGGAAAAUCGAUCGCGCUAAUAAUGAAAUGAAGGUGUACACAAGCGGUGACAAGAAAAAGGGAUUUCGUGAAAUUUAUUCAAAGAAAAUACAAGAGCAGGAGAACCUGGCUAAAAGUUUGAGGGAAAAACAGAAGAAUGUUAGGGAGAACCAUAACAGUGAUAAGCAGCAGAUGGAGAUGUGGAAAGAUCUAGAAGCGUUGCUUGAAUGCAAGAUGGGGAUAUUACAACGACAACAUACAGAAUUAAGGCAAAUAAAGAAUCCUGGAUUCACAAUGAGUCGAGAACCAAGUCAGGAUAGGAUGGUGCUGUAAUUUAUUAUAAUGCUGAACAAACUAUGGUGAAUUUAAAAUAUAAUUAAAGUUUACCUGAAAGUUUGUUUCACAUAUUCUUGUCUGUCUGUUUAAAUUGUAAUAUUAUGUAAUUUUUCAUCAGACUAUUGUAAUUUUGUGGUUCUCUAUUUUUCUAAAAGUACGUCUGUACAUUUUGUAAAACAAAUUUUUCUAUUGUGUAUCUGUAGUUUGUAAAUGAGGCCAAAAACCUUGAUAUGGUCCUAUUAUUGUUGUUGAUUGUGCUGUUUACAUGUAGCAAAUAUUAUUUCUGUACAUUUAUUUUCGUUCUUUAGAA